UGUAUAUAUAAAAACAUAAAAAAAAUUUACAAUUUACAACAAGCUGCGGCGGCAGCUUGUCAUAACUUGAUCUAACUCGUUAAGGCAGACCCAGCACAUAAAUCUGCAUAUCUGGCCAACGUCUAUAUAGAUACACACACACACAUGUGUACAUAGAUAGAUGUGUGUGUAUAUAAAUUUAAACCUCUUUUUUUUUGGGCUGUAAUAUUUCGCUUGCUGUAAAUAAAGUUAAAGCUGUGCAGCAGCAACAACAACAACAACAACAACAACAGCAGCAGCAGCCGCAGUCACAGCCCCAGCAGCAGCAGCAGCAGCAGCAGCAGCUAUUGUAGAUAGCAGCUGAGCUCAAGAACUGUAAACAACUUCCAAGACUCGAAAGCUCCCUCGACCCCGACCACGCCCCACCAGCCCGCGCCUCCUCGCCUCGCCUCGUCGCCGCGUCGCGUUAGUUCCGCGAUUGUGAGCGUCGCUCAAUGCCGAUACCGAUAACGAUAGCGCAAUCGAUUACUCUGCGCGUGUGUGUAUUAAUGUGUGUUUGUGUGUGUGUGUGCAGCCCUCUGCCAUUAGCCAUUUGAGCCAAAAAGCCCACUGUGCAGGCAACAUGUGAAGUGCAAGUGUUGUAGAAAUAUUAAGCAUGCAUUGAUAGCAGAUAUGUAUAUGUAUAUGUGUGCAUCUAUAGCAUAUAUCUGCAGCAGUUUCGGAGCAGUUAUCGAUAACAGCAUUCUAUGCGCAUGUGUGUCCAGCCGAAUAUAAUGUAUGCAACGUUCGUGAAUUGCCAGAAUUGGUUGUUGUUGCACUUGCAGCCAAAGGAUUUGUGGAUUUUGAAGCGUUUCUAAGACGUGCAGCAGGUGCACCAGAGUUGCAAGCGACCAUGCGCGCAUGGCUUCUACUCCUCGCAGUGCUGGCGACUUUUCAAACGAUCGUUCAAGUUGCUAGCACCGAGGAUAUAUCGACCAGAUUUAUCGCAGCGAUAGCGCCAACAACAACAACAACAACGACGACUAAGGCCAUAAUUAAUACUAAAACAGCAACAGCAGCAGCAACAACAACAACAGCAUUAGCUAAAGCAUUUAAUCCAUUCAAUGAGUUGCUACUCAAUAAUAACAACAACAAGAGUGAUAGUGAUAUAAAUAUGAAACAGCAACAGCAAACAAGCGCCGUUGCAUUAAAACAAUAUAACGAAGUGCAUAAAUCAAGAACAGACCAAUUAGAAUAUUCCAAAAAUUCCAAAAAUAAGCAUAAGCAGCAUAAGCAUACUAAAUCAACUAACAAAAUGGCCAAAAACCAGCCAAAACAACAACAAACACACACAAAAACAACAACUACUACUACAACAACAACAACAACAGCAGCGCCGCAUAUACAAGUGUUUGGCCCCGCCCCCGCUUCAGUUGACGCCGCCCCAUUCGAGAGCACGGACAGCAUACUGGGGAAGUACGAAGUGCCGGGCAUCGCGGACGCAAUCAUCGCCGAGGACGAGCCAGCCACCUACAGCAGCAAGGAGAUCAUCAAGGACAAGGUCAAGCCGGAUCCAUCCACUCUAGUCGAAAUCGAGAACAGCCUGCUCUCGCUGUUCAACAUGAAGCGGCCGCCGAAGAUCGACAGAUCCAAAAUCAUCAUACCGGAGGCCAUGAAGAAUCUCUACGCCCAGAUCAUGGGACACGAAAUCGAUUCCGUGAAUAUACCCAAGCCGGGACUCCUGACCAAAUCAGCGAACACUGUCCGAAGUUUUACACAUAAAGAUAGUAAAAUCGACGAUAGAUUUCCACAUCAUCAUCGGUUUCGGCUGCACUUCGAUGUGAAGAGCAUUCCCGCCGAGGAGAAGCUGAAGGCCGCCGAGCUGCAGCUGCAGCGAUCAGCGCUGAGCGUUAGCCAGGCGGUGAACCGGACGCGCUACCAGGUGCUCGUCUACGACAUAACGCGGGUGGGCGUGCGGGGCCACCGGGAGCCGAGCUACUUGCUGUUGGACACGAAGACCGUGCGCCUGAACAGCACAGAGACGGUGAGUCUCGAUGUCCAACCGGCCGUUGAUCGGUGGCUGGCAACACCUCAGAAGAACUUCGGGCUGCUGGUGGAGGUGCGCACGAUGCGCUCCCUGAAGCCGGCGCCGCACCACCACGUGCGCCUACGCCGCAGUGCGGACGAGGCGCACGAGGAGUGGCAGCACAAGCAGCCGCUGCUCUUCACCUACACGGACGACGGGCGGCACAAGUCGCGCUCGAUCCGGGACGUGGGCGCGCGGGAGGGCGGCGGCGGCAACGGCGGCGGCCGCAACCGGCGCCACCAGCGGCGCUCGCGCCGCAAGAACCACGAGGAGACCUGCAGACGGCAUUCGCUCUACGUGGACUUCCAGGACGUGGGCUGGAGCGACUGGAUUGUCGCGCCGCCCGGCUACGACGCGUACUACUGCCACGGCAAGUGUCCGUUUCCGCUGGCCGACCACCUGAACUCCACAAACCACGCGGUCGUCCAGACCUUAGUCAAUAAUAUCAAUCCAGGGAAGGUACCAAAGGCGUGCUGCGUGCCCACGCAGCUGGAGGGCAUCUCGAUGCUCUAUCUCAAUGACCAAAGGACAGUUGUGCUCAAGAACUAUCAGGAUAUGACAGUUGUGGGCUGUGGCUGUCGAUAAGCCGCAGAGCAGCACAAACUGAAAGCAGAAGCAGAAGCAGCGAGAGAGAGAGAGAGAGAGAAAGUGAGUGAGC
Drosophila arizonae is the source of this 2702-nucleotide messenger RNA. RefSeq names its product decapentaplegic morphogen (gene dpp). NCBI's taxonomy places the organism in Eukaryota, Metazoa, Arthropoda, Insecta, Diptera, Drosophilidae. Gene Ontology annotation, cellular component: extracellular region. Gene Ontology annotation, molecular function: cytokine activity; growth factor activity. The record is from RefSeq and is a predicted model, not a curated record.